UCGAAUCAGACAAGUGCGAUUUCCAAGUCCGAUAUUAACCAAAGGGAUUUUCAAUUUUUGCCAAGAUUUUUGAAGAAAAUUAUGCUGUUUCGCGUUCGUGUUUCGUGAAGGUCAGCGCUUUGGCUGAACGUGAAGGCACCGCAGGUUGUUUUGAUUGUUCGAUUAAAGGAGCAGCGAAAAUACUCGGAACUGUUAAUUAUGAUGACGUCAAAAUAAAAUAAAUAGUGAAUCAAUUUUAUUUUCAAUUUUUCUAAGAAAAAAAAUAUUAGUAGUGUGUAACUCGUGUCUAUUAAAUAUAUGUGUGUGUCGUAUUUAAAAAUACUUUUUACAACAAAAAAUCAAGUUUUUCGUGCAUUCUGACCAAAAAAUAGAAGAAAAAUCAAAUAAAACUCGAAACGAGCAGAAAAACUUUAAAUUUUAUCGAAAAAAUUUUAAAAUUAUCGUGCUUUUGGUGUUGUUCAAAUGAUAAAAAUACUCGGCAGUAGUAGAUAAUACUUGAAAAAAAGAGCAAAGGACUACAAAAAAAAAGUUAAAAAUAAUCAUCGGAGAAUUUGGGAGUGUAACAUUCAUUAAGCACACAGUGGCGUCAUAUACAGAAAUUCAGACUAAAUCAUAACAAUGGCUACGAUAGACGGCAGACCGGCUCAAUAUGGGGUGACCCUCAAGCAAUUGAGGGAGCUCAUGGAACACCGAGGGAGAGAAGGCAUAGCGAAACUCAAUGAGCUGGGCGGCGUACAAGAAUUAUGUAAAAAAUUAUAUACAUCAGCGACAGAGGGAUUAAGUGGGUCAAGAGAGGACAUGGAACACAGGGCAGAUACAUUUGGCUCCAAUGUAAUACCACCGAAACCACCGAAAACCUUUAUGCAAUUAGUUUGGGAAGCGCUUCAAGACGUUACACUUAUUAUAUUAGAAGUAGCUGCAUUAGUAUCCCUUGGUUUAUCAUUUUACUCACCUGCCGACGAGGAAGGGCCUGCUGCGUUAGACGAUGAAGACGAUCAUCAUGGCUGGAUUGAGGGUCUCGCUAUUUUAAUAUCUGUGAUUGUUGUUGUGUUGGUUACUGCAUUCAAUGAUUAUUCUAAAGAAAGACAAUUUCGUGGCUUACAAAAUCGUAUCGAGGGCGAACAUAAAUUCUCCGUUAUACGGCGCGGCGAAGUGAUGCAGAUAUCUGUCGGCGAUAUCGUGGUUGGCGACAUUUGUCAGAUCAAAUAUGGUGACUUGCUGCCAGCUGAUGGCUGUUUAAUACAAAGCAAUGAUCUAAAGAUUGACGAAUCAUCUCUAACCGGCGAAUCAGAUCACGUGAAGAAAGGCGAAAGCUUCGAUCCCAUGGUCUUGUCAGGCACACACGUCAUGGAAGGCAGCGGCAAGAUGCUCGUUACCGCUGUCGGUGUCAACUCACAAGCUGGCAUCAUCUUUACGUUGUUAGGCGCCGCCGUUGACGAACAAGAAGCUGAAAUCAAGAAAGCCAAGAAAGAAGCCAAAAAGCAGAGGAAAAAGAAGAGUUUAUCAGGCGAAGAUGCGGCAGGAAAUAUGGGCAACAGUCAUUUGGCGGCUCCGAGUAAAGUUGUGAGCGACAGCGAAACGGAGAAUCAUGUUGCGUCGUCGGCGCCAGCGGCGGAAGCGGGAGCCAAGAAGGAAAAAUCCGUGUUGCAGGCGAAACUGACAAAGUUGGCCAUUCAAAUUGGUUAUGCGGGAUCGACAAUUGCCGUGUUGACGGUUUUGAUUCUCAUCAUACAGUUUUGCGUGCAAACGUUUGUCAUUGAAGGAAAACCAUGGAAGAACUAUUAUGCAAAUAAUUUCGUUAAACAUUUGAUUAUUGGUGUCACUGUUCUCGUUGUUGCUGUUCCCGAAGGUUUGCCCCUCGCUGUUACGCUAUCGUUGGCCUAUUCUGUUAAAAAAAUGAUGAAAGAUAAUAAUCUCGUAAGACAUUUAGAUGCUUGCGAAACUAUGGGUAAUGCCACUGCCAUUUGUUCUGAUAAAACCGGUACCCUAACCACAAAUCGAAUGACCGUCGUUCAAUCAUAUAUUUGCGAAAAAUUAUGUAAAUGUACGCCCAAGUUUAGCGAUAUCCCCUCAAAUGUCGGCAAUUUGAUUAUCGAAGGCAUUUCUGUCAACUCUGCAUACACAUCGCGUUUGAUGCCUGGCUUAAAUCCCGGAGAUUUAGCACAACAAGUUGGCAACAAGACGGAAUGCGCGUUGCUUGGCUUCGUCGAGGGCCUUAAGCAAAGCUAUCAAGCCGUUCGAGAUGAUCAUCCGGAGGAAUCGUUUACGCGCGUUUAUACCUUCAACUCUGUGCGUAAAUCCAUGAGUACCGUCAUCCCUCGACCCGGAGGCGGAUAUCGUCUUUACACGAAGGGUGCAUCCGAAAUUAUUCUUAAAAAAUGCGCUUUUAUCUAUGGACACGAUGGUGUUCUCGAAAAAUUCACACGUGACAUGCAAGAUCGUUUAGUGCAACAGGUCAUUGAGCCAAUGGCUUGCGAUGGAUUACGUACCAUCUCGGUAGCGUAUCGCGAUUUUGUACCCGGAAAGGCGGCAAUUAAUGAAGUUCAUAUCGAUAAUGAACCAAAUUGGGAUGACGAAGAAAAUAUUACGAGCAAUUUAACAUGUUUGUGUGUUGUUGGUAUUGAGGAUCCGGUCCGUCCUGAGGUACCUGACGCAAUCAAAAAAUGCCAGAAAGCUGGCAUCACUGUCAGAAUGGUUACAGGCGAUAACAUUAACACAGCUCGAUCGAUCGCUGUCAAGUGCGGCAUCAUCAAGCCAACUGAUGAUUUCCUCAUUUUAGAAGGAAAAGAAUUCAAUCGACGAAUUCGUGAUAGUUCCGGUGAUGUUCAACAACAUCUCUUAGAUAAAGUAUGGCCAAAAUUACGUGUGUUAGCUCGUUCAUCGCCUACAGACAAAUAUACCUUAGUAAAAGGUAUCAUUGAUAGCAAAGUAAGUGAGAAUCGAGAAGUUGUUGCAGUAACUGGUGACGGCACAAACGACGGACCUGCCCUGAAAAAGGCUGACGUUGGCUUUGCCAUGGGUAUCGCAGGCACUGACGUCGCCAAAGAGGCAUCCGAUAUUAUUUUGACUGAUGAUAAUUUCAGUAGUAUUGUUAAAGCCGUUAUGUGGGGUCGUAAUGUUUAUGAUUCGAUUGCCAAAUUUUUGCAAUUUCAACUGACUGUUAAUGUAGUUGCUGUAAUUGUUGCAUUUAUUGGUGCUUGUGCUGUACAGGAUUCACCAUUGAAGGCUGUGCAAAUGUUAUGGGUAAAUCUUAUUAUGGAUACAUUAGCAUCACUUGCAUUAGCAACAGAAAUGCCAACGCCAGAUCUAUUACUUAGAAAGCCAUAUGGUCGUACGAAACCAUUAAUAUCACGCACAAUGAUGAAAAAUAUCUUGGGCCAAGCAAUUUAUCAACUUACCGUAAUCUUUGGUUUAUUAUUUGCCGGCGACAUCUUGCUCGAUGUCGAAUCUGGGCGAGGACAGGAAUUAAAUGCGGGACCGACACAACAUUUUACCGUCAUUUUUAAUUCGUUCGUAUUCAUGACGCUCUUCAAUGAGUUUAAUGCGCGUAAAAUUCACGGUCAGCGCAACAUUUUCGAGGGCAUCUUCACAAAUCCCAUCUUUUAUUCAAUCUGGAUUACCACUGUAGUGUCGCAGGUAGUCAUUGUUCAAUACGGUAAAAUGGCGUUUUCGACCAAAGCUUUAACAUUAGAACAAUGGUUAUGGUGUUUGUUGUUCGGAGUCGGUACACUACUAUGGGGACAAAUUGUUACAACAGUGCCUACCAAAAAAUUGCCCAAAAUUCUAUCUUGGGGCCGUGGACAUCCAGAUGAAUAUGCCGAGACAUUGGCUUUGGAAGGUGACGCCUAUGACUCUAUGGAAGAUAAGAAACCACGUGCUGGACAAAUCCUAUGGAUUCGUGGCUUGACUCGGCUACAAACCCAGUUGCGUGUUAUUCGGGCAUUUAGAUCUAACUUGGAAGAUUUGGAGGAGCGACGAUCUGUGCACAGUCUACGUAGUUCGCGUAGCCAUACCGGUGCCCCAGGACACCAAUUGAGUUUGUUGCAUCCGUUGUUAGUGGCGCGUUCGCCAACAUCUGUUCUGCCACAUAACUUACCUGAUAUUUCAUUUAUUGAUGAAGAUCCGGCGGAAGCUGGCUCAAAUGCAUCACGUAACGGUGUCAAUGCAGACUUGACAAAGCCUGUGCAAGAGACACGCAUUUAAGCGUUUUUUCUAUUAAUUUUUGACUUUUUUCGAUAAAUUUUUUUUUUUCACUAAAUGAAAUAUCAGUUUUUUAUUAAUAUAAUUAUUAAUAUAUAUUAUAUAGAAAUUCAUAUAAAUAUAUAUAGAUGUUGACUAAUAUAAUUUACAGUUACACGUAACAGUAAGUAAUAUAGAGUUAAAGUUAAAAAAAUAACAUUAAAGAUAGAAAAAAAUAUUUAGAAGGCAAUGUACUUCUCUUUUUUCAAUAUUUUCAUAAUAAUUUUUAAAUACUACACAAGUUUAAAGCACAUCAGUA
Culicoides brevitarsis is the source of this 4498-nucleotide messenger RNA. RefSeq names its product plasma membrane calcium-transporting ATPase 2 (gene PMCA). Lineage: Eukaryota; Metazoa; Arthropoda; Insecta; Diptera; Ceratopogonidae. Gene Ontology annotation, biological process: regulation of cytosolic calcium ion concentration; calcium ion transmembrane transport. Bases 619 to 4203 code for a protein of 1194 amino acids. The record is from RefSeq and is a predicted model, not a curated record. Gene Ontology annotation, cellular component: plasma membrane; intracellular membrane-bounded organelle. Gene Ontology annotation, molecular function: ATP hydrolysis activity; ATP binding; P-type calcium transporter activity. The transcript has 19 exons.